This is a messenger RNA of Procambarus clarkii (red swamp crayfish), 2048 nucleotides long. RefSeq names its product leucine-rich repeat and immunoglobulin-like domain-containing nogo receptor-interacting protein 1. Lineage: Eukaryota; Metazoa; Arthropoda; Malacostraca; Decapoda; Cambaridae. The record is from RefSeq and is a predicted model, not a curated record. Gene Ontology annotation, molecular function: protein binding. Gene Ontology annotation, cellular component: extracellular matrix.
AGGGUAGAGCCGCCAUCACUAGCACAAACUUCUGCCACUGACCACCAGAGGCGCGACAGUCGCCGCCACAGGAUGGUGUGGUGUGUGGUGAGUGUGGUGGUGGUGGUGGCGGCCACGCUGGUGGUGCAGGAGGCUGUCGCCGUGGCCACCUGUCCGGAGGAGUGCCUCUGUCUCUCUGACUCCAAGGUGAUCUGCAACGGCGGGAAGCUGACGUCGGUGCCGGAGAAGCUCCAGGACACGGUGGAGGACCUGAGCUUGUCUAAGAACCUCCUCCCAGGGCUCACCACAGACAUGUUCCGUCGCUGGCGCCACCUGAAGGUCCUUCACCUCAAUGAUAACCAAAUCAUGGACAUUAAGCCCUUCGCCUUCCGUGGCCUCGCCCACCUCAAGGAGAUCUCCAUACAGAACAACCCGCUGGCGGAGCUGCCCCGGUUCUCCUUCGCUGGUCUGGAGAACGUCAACCAGAUUAACCUGUGCAAGAACCGCAUCACCACCAUCCAUCCGUAUGUGUUCGCUGGCAGUAGAAACAUCGGCAUGAUCCUCCUGCAGGAGAACCCGCUCACCAGGGUCAUGGCCAGAGCCUUCUCCGGCCUCCGCACCGCCCAGUUCCUCUACCUGCCCUCCUGGGUCAAGGUGAUAGAGUCGGACGCCUUCUAUGACCUGGAGGGCGUCGGCCUCCUGCGCCUCCACAGCCUCGACCUCCACGCCUUGAGGCCGCACACUUUCAGGGGUUUGAGGAACGUCACUCAGAUCUCCAUUCAAGAGUCGGACCUCGGAACGUUUCGCGACCUGGCGUUUGAUGGACUCCAAAACGUUGGUGAAUUGCGCAUCUUGAAUAACAAGGUUGACAUACUGGAAUCGCUGGAGGUACGGGAGGAGUCGAACGUGGAUACAGUCAUCGUACAGGGAAACCACUUCCUGCAGGUCAGCCAAGAGAAGCCGCUACGCAUCCACGCCAAUGUCCGUUCUGUCGUCACAGGGAACUACUUGCCAUGCUCGUGUCAGCUAUGGUGGGUGCUGGAAUCUCCGCUGGCAGUGAAUACUCCUCUCUUCUCUCGUCAUAACUUCUGUGUCUCACCCUACAACCUCCACGGCAAGGACAUCAUGUAUGUGGACAUGGAUAAGCUGGAACGGUGCCCAGCGCCUCAGGAACUUCAGCAACCCAGCGGGCAGGAGACGUCUCAAGGACCUCCUACACCGCCACUCCCAGAUGUACUCUCUGCUCUGUGUGUGUCUCUAUUACUGCUCUUUCGUCCUGAUUGGUGACCCGACUCCUGAGCUAAAGGGAGAGUCAUGGACUAUAUCUUUAAUUAUGUUGUGUACAGAAUUAAUUUUAUUGUAAUUAACUAGUGAAUUUUUGUCUACAAUAGCUUCAUCCAUGAUUUGUAAAACUACCGACACUGGAUGAACACUGUAGUUUAUGAAGCGUUCAGAAGGCCUGUGCUAAGGCCUUCUCUGACAUAAUUAUGCCUUAAUACCCACUGUCAUGGUCAUCGUAAGAAGUAGCACACAUUAAACUAAGAGAGACGACUGUGAACUAUGGAAACAUCCGCCUUGUGAAGCUCAGGACGCCUUCACUCAACGUUUCCUCGGGGGUCACAGACUUUCUCUUGAGUAAAAAAAGUAUAUGGGUGUUGUGAUGGGGUGAAGGCCUUUCACCCUCUAAAGGGUUAUUAAGACCAUCAUAAUGGCUUACUGACCAACCAGCAAGUAUACUUUAGUCGUGAUCAGGUCCUUUUGUCCAGGUCUAAAGUAAACUCUCCAGUGUAUGUACCAAGAUCAACUGGAAACUCCUCUCUCUCCUUCCCAUUGAGUAGAGUGACUCGUUUUAAUGAGUUUUUUUUUUACUGUUGAGAAAAAUGUUCAAGAGGUGCAGAAAGGCGUUGAUGCCACACAACACAGUAUUGUAUCUGCAUGCAUAAACGUAAAGCAUGACAUUAUCCUCUUUUAAGAGUGAAUGUUUCAAUGUGUACAGAACGGAGAAUAUUGUAUAGCAUUACAAGAUAUUGUUAUUAUAUAUGGGCUUUCUUAAAUCCUGUUGAAACUGU